Enhydra lutris kenyoni (northern sea otter) is the source of this 3006-nucleotide messenger RNA. RefSeq names its product nudix hydrolase 13 (gene NUDT13). The coding region runs from base 98 to 1150 and encodes 350 amino acids. Gene Ontology annotation, molecular function: metal ion binding; hydrolase activity. Lineage: Eukaryota; Metazoa; Chordata; Mammalia; Carnivora; Mustelidae. The transcript is spliced from 9 exons. The record is from RefSeq and is a predicted model, not a curated record.
GGAAAGCCCUACUUCCCAGGAGCCUGACUAGUUCCCUGGUUUCUGCUGAUUCCUGAGGCCUAGGAAGGCACCCUCCCCCAAAUUCAGAGACCUGACAAUGUCCCUGUAUUGUGGAAUUGCUUGCAGGAGAAAAUCUUUUUGGUACUUUAGGCUGCUGUCAACUUAUGUUGCUAAGACCCGGUAUUUAUUUGAGCUGAAGGAAGAUGAUGAUGCAUGUAAAAAAGCCCAGCAGACAGGAGCAUUUUACCUCUUUCAUAGCCUGGCUCCUUUGCUUCAGAAAUCUGGACACCAAUACCAGGCCCCCCGGCAUAGCCUACUAGGGUUGGAAAGGCUCCUGGCAAAGUUUGGACAGGACACACAAAGAAUAGAAGACUCUGUGUUGAUUGGAUGCUCUGAACAGCAUGAAGCAUGGUUUGCUCUUGAUCUAGGUCUAAACAGCUCCUCUUCCCAAAAUGCUGCCUUACAGAAACCAGAAAUGGAGACAGAGCUCAAGGGCUCUUUCACUGAGCUGACGAAGGCUCUCUUUCAGCUGAACACAAAGGAUGCCUCCUUGCUGACCAUGGCUCAGGCCCUUCUCCGUUGGCAUGAUGCUCAUCAGUUCUGUAGCAGAAGUGGGCAGCCCACCAAGAAGAAUAUGGCUGGCAGCAAGCGUGUGUGCCCUUCCAAUAAGAUCAUCUAUUAUCCACAAAUGGCUCCUGUGGUGAUCACUCUAGUGUCAGAUGGGACUCGAUGCCUGCUUGCUCGCCAGAGUUCCUUUCCCAAGGGAAUGUAUUCUGCUUUGGCAGGUUUUUGUGACAUAGGUGAAAGUCUGGAAGAGGCUGUCCGGAGAGAAGUUGCAGAAGAGGUGGGAUUGGAGGUGGAAAGACUGCAGUACUCUGCAUCCCAGCACUGGCCCUUUCCUAAUAGCUCACUCAUGAUUGCUUGCCAUGCAACUGUGAAACCAGGGCAGACAGAGAUCCAGGUGAACUUGAAAGAACUAGAGGCAGCUGGCUGGUUCAGUCAUGAGGAGGUGGCCACAGCCCUGAGGAAAAACAGUCCAUAUACUCAGCAACAGAAUGGGACAUUCUGGUUGCCCCCCAAAUUAGCCAUUGCCCACCAACUGAUUAAGGAGUGGGUGGAAAAGCCGUCCUGCUCUACCCUGCCUGCUUAGCCCAGACUGAGCCACCUAGAUCCCUUCUCAGUAUCCUGGAAGGUCAUAAGAGAGAUCAGUUGAUAAAAGGGAGGUGACCAAAGGCCAUCUCCAACUUCAUACUAAGAGUGGGAGGUAACCCUGCAGCAGGAUGCCUCUAAUAGCGUGUUAAGGAAGUUCCUAUUCAUGGGCAAUCAAAAUGCCAAACUGAUGUCAAGAUCAGAGGGAAGUCUGAAGCAUUAGUUUGAAAGUAGGCCCCUGUGCAUUUGUUUCAGCUGAGGUCUUGGAAGCAAACACCUUUCGGCAUGUAUCUCAUUAAUGCUGGGUUUACACUAACUGCCAAAAUGUGCCUGGUAUAAUUUUAAUGUUAACUUAGUAGUGAAGACAUAGAACAAAUCUCAACCUACUACUGAGUUACUUUUCAUCCUCAUAGAAUUAGGAAAAAUUGAACAAUAUAACAUUUAAAAACUCAUGUACAGGUAGUUAUUUUGUACAUGGUAUUUAAAUAAAAGUCGUAUUUCUUUAAGUCAUCUGAAGGGAUGAAGAAAGUGGGAGCCAAGGUCUUCCUCAGAGUACUCAGUAAUAAAUCAGAUGCAGUGAUGUUUUGCUGAGGCAACUGCAUCCCAGUGGGGCUUAAGAUAGCUAAGUCUUUUGCCAUUACUUGGACAGCUUAUGACCCAAAAAAAAGAUGAUCACUUUGCCAUGUCUGAUUUCCUAAAUAUAAAAUGGUUACUGACAUUUGCAUACUGUUAAGUGUUAUAACUUCAGCUAAGGGAUUAGUGAGGGUGAACCAUUUCUUGUUUUAUGGGAUAAACUAAAUUUAGGAUUGCUCAUCAUUCAUAUAUGUCAUUCUAUACCUUGUCAUAGGGGAAAAUUUAUCUGGAGGAAAUAAAAUAAAUUUCCACACCCUGGUUCAGACGUGUAUUUUUGCCGUAUGAAGUGAGGAAAUAGUAGAAAGUGAGAAUCUGGGGCAGGGGGUGAGGAGGGAGAAAGAGAAUCUAUUUGUAUGAUAAAUACUGAAGUCCAGGUUCCAAGCGUGAAACAACUAAAGUGAUGGGCAGAAGAAAUAUUGUUAGGUCUGUAUGAAAACAGGACUGGGUGGGAAAGAUUUAUAUCUUCAGAUGAUUUCAGGCACUAAUUUGUGAUAAAAGACAAAAGUGCCAGAGAUCCCAAGAUUAUUCAUACAUUAAAGUCUACAGGACUAAGCAAGAGAUUCUAGAACUAGACAAAAUGAAGUGCUGAAUUUCUCUUUGAUCCCAAAAGGUCACUGCUUUUGCCAUUGCCGGCAAAUCAUCAGUGCUUUGGGGAACUCAAAGUGCCUUCAUCAGGAAAUGUUGAGGGAUAGUAUGUGAUGGGACUUGAUUGUCCUGUUAGGUUGGCAGCUUGCCCUGACCUGAACUGAACCAGCAUGUAGAAGGGAAAAGCACUCUCAAAAGAGAGGUCCUGAGACUUCUUCAUAUCUUGCAGUUAGAAGAAAACAGUUCAGGGUCCAUGUGUAUUACCAUCUCCCAAUCUUUUCUGUCUCUGUGGAUAUGUUUGUGAGCACAUGUGUACACAUCCCCAAUCUGAAAAUACUGAUAGAAAGGGGAGUGUGCAGGAUUCCUGGUUAUGAGUUUCUCAAACUUACCAUGGAGUAACUGUUUGCUUUUGGAUUAAUGUGUUGUUUUGGAAAAGAAAAGAUGAGAGAGGCUAAUAGAAGAGCUACAACAAUGAACUUUGUUUCCUGGCAGUGAGUGGAAAGAGGGCUUUGCUUCUUAGAACUCCAAGGAUAUCUGAAAGUUGAGGCAAAAGAGGGCGGGCUUGGGGUACUGAAAAUGACAGAUAAAUAAAAGGAACUUUGGUACAGGGCCUAUCUGGCUGGACAGUAUUCAUGUGGC